AUGUCAAAUUGUACUUGUUCGAGUCUUAUGGAAGCCAAAGCAAUUCUUCUAAAAACAGGUAAUGCAAUACUGUCUCAUCGUCAAGUUGGUAAAGUUGAAGCAUCAUGGACAGUACUAGGCAUUCCUUUAUAUCAUUCAUCAAUAAGAUGCAAAAGUUUAUAUAUUUCUUUACCAUGGGAAGAAGAAAGAAUACUGAAACGUGGACGAACUCACGUAAGUAACACAGAUGACUUUGUUGAAUCACUUACGCAUCGAUAUAUAAAACGACCAUUUACUCCUUCUGUAAUUAAUCACAUGACUCUCUUUGAAUUCUUAACUUGGUUUGAUUAUGAUCGAUCUUCUUCAAUGCAAUUACAAGAAACAUUGAAAGAACCACUCGUUGAAAAUCCUCUUUGGCGUACUGACUUUAAUCAACCACCAUUACUGAAAACUUCAAAUUUUCUUCCUCGGAUCGUUUUAUCAUGUGGUUCAGUAUUGAUUCAACAUAAAGAACCAGCAUGUAUUAGUUUUACUUGUCGUUAUGAUGAUUCAAUGUUGGCUAUGUACUCAAUGCUUUCUAUUGGAAUUCCAUAUCGAGACCCAAUUAAAGAAUUCCUGGGUGAAAAUGAUUUGAACGCUAUCCAUAAAUUAUUGCUGAACAAUAAAUCCGAGAUAUUACAACGAUUUUCUACAUUACCUGGAGCCUACAAAAUACAAAUGAUCAAUGCAGUUGAACAUUUAUGUGACUUAAAUGCUCAUGAUUUUGUUAUCAAACCACGAACGUCAUUUAUAUUUACGACCGAAGAUGAAGAAGACGUAGAUGAUGAAACAAGCAACAAUAUACAACAAAUGAAUGAUAGUAACAUUACCAAGAGUAAUAAAGAUUCCUGUAAGCGUGUUUUCUCUGAAAACAUUGAUGAAGAUGACCAAGAACACUUGAAUGUUAAUCAAAAUAUGACAAUGAAUUGCCCUUCCAGUCGUACUGAAGAGUUGCUAUUAUCAGCCAAUACACAACAGCUUUUUUUGGCAAAUUUUUUUAGACAAUAUCUUGCAGCAUUGAUGCGAUAUGAAGAAAGCCGAUAUCGCUCUCAAAAAAUCUCAAAACCAUUACCUUUUCAUAUAGUUGUGAAUGGUUUAGCGGGCUCUGGAAAAUCCUAUGUUAUCUCUAUUAUUGAACAGAUGUUAAUUGAGUUUUGUAUUAGUGAAUCAGCUACUCGAAAUCGUCCACGUAGACUAAAAGGAUUACUUAAGAUGGCUCAUACUGGCAAAGCUGCUUUAAAUAUUCAUGGUUGGACUAUACAUACUGCUCUAGGCAUGCGUCCUGACAACACAUCUACACCGAAUAAUGCUCCAUCCUUUAAAAUACAUUCGAUUCGACAACGACUUGGUGAUUUGAUUUUAAUAAUCAUCGAUGAAGUGUCACUUGUGUCUUACAAUCUUUUUCAAAAAGUGAACAAACGACUAAACGAAGUGUUUGAAGUAGCCGACAAAACUGACGCCUAUUUUGGAAACAUUCCAGUUUUAUUAUUUGGCGACUUAGCACAAUGUGAACCAGUUGCUGCCAAACAAAUUUUUUGGCGACCUUCCGGUGAAAGUUUCUCACUUUGGUCUGAUUUAUUCAGACCAAUCAACUUCAAUAUCAACAUGCGACAAGGUGAAGAUAGAGAGUUCUUCGAUAUUCUAUGUCGGAUAAGAUUAGGUAUACCAUUCUUUACUGAUAGUAGACAUGAUAGUAAAAUCUUUUCAGGUGAAUACAAUGAACAAGAUGAAAUGAAGAUCAGAAGUAGAAGUAUUCGAAAAGAAGAUAACUCUCUUUACUACAAAGAAAGAUUAGCAGAAUUAGAGUCAACAGACUUUCAAAAUGCCAUAUAUGCAUUCAGUGUAAGAACCAAAACAAAUGAAAGAAACUCUAUAAAACUUCAAGAAACAGCAAUGAAACUAAAAACUUCAAUAUGGAUAAUUCAAUCCAUUGACAAAGUUGGCAUGGCUCGGUCAUUAUUUUUUAGUCCAGUACAAGCAAGUAAAAAAGCAUGCAAAAUUGAUUUAAAACCUUCUGAUGAUGAAAAUGAGUGUGCAUCUAUGUUUGAGCAAUUACCAAUAUGUAUUGGCGCACGUGUAAUAUGUCGACGUAAUAUUGAUUUUGAUGGAAAAAUGGUGAACGGAACCGAAGCAAUCAUAAAAGAUAUAGUAUGGGAUAAAGAUGAUAAUAUUAUGUUACCAAUGUCAAAUCGAUGUGUUUUUCCAAAUUUAAACCGAGCAUUAACUGUGAAAUUACCAAAAUAUAUUGAACUCGAAUUAGAUAAUGGUUCAAUGUAUAAAAUGACUCCAGAAGAAGUUAGUUUCAAAGACCAAAAUGGUGUAUCGAUGACAAGAAAACAAUAUCCACUCAGUUUAGGCUAUGCAAUAACAGUACACCGAUCACAGUGUAUGACUUAUAAUAAGCUAGUCGUCGAUUUAACUGGUGUAAAUUGGAAGCCUGAGUGGUGUCUACCGAAUUCAUCUGAUUCUGAGCAAAUAUCACCAACAAUAUCAAAUACGAAUAAAGAAUUGUUAUCAAAUACAAAUAAUAAAUUAAUAUCAAAUACAAAUAAUAAAUCAAUAUCCAAUUGCAUCAACACAAAACAAAUACAGUUAGAAUGCAUGUUACCGAUCACAACUAACUCAAUAACAAAACCCGAACAUGUUAUCAUUUGUGAGGAACAGGAAGAACACUUUUGUGGACGACAUGCUCUACGUGCACUCUCACAAAGACUUGAUUUAUUUAGUGAUGAGUAUUUAUUUGAUAUCGCUGAAAAUAUAGCAGCUACAGAGCAAAUAUGUCGAAGUGGACAACCAGUACAACUUACCGAUUACUAUUACAAAUACACGGGAGAUUAUGAUAUUCAAGUGCUGCAGCUUGCUCUUCAGAAUACAUUGAACGUGCACCUUCUACGAAUCGAUAAGUUAGAACAUACUGGCUGUCCUAUUCGGAAUCUUAUUUUAUCAAAUAUUGAACAUAUUCAAGCAUUUCUAAUUCAACAAGAUUAUCACUACUAUUGUCUUCGUAGUUUUCGAUCGACUAAAGAUUAUUUCUUUAAAAUUGAUUCUAAAUAUUCAAUGUACCAUGAACCUAUUCGUCGUGGACGGUUAUUCGAAUAUCUUGCAGAACUUCUCAAUUCAAACUCCGCUAUCUUUGUCAUCAUAGAACAUACAGCACAAAAUUUAAAUGAACAAAUUACUAUCAAUAAUAUUCAAAAAGCAUUAUGGCCUUUACCAGAUGCUCCUGCUGAUUUUGAACUUUUUCCUGGGUUUGGUUUAUCAGAUAAAUAA
Rotaria sp. Silwood1 is the source of this 3288-nucleotide messenger RNA. The record is from the annotation of a GenBank genome assembly. NCBI's taxonomy places the organism in Eukaryota, Metazoa, Rotifera, Eurotatoria, Philodinida, Philodinidae.